Messenger RNA from Oncorhynchus nerka (sockeye salmon), 3656 nucleotides. RefSeq names its product protocadherin-8-like. The transcript has 3 exons. The record is from RefSeq and is a predicted model, not a curated record. The coding region runs from base 150 to 3170 and encodes 1006 amino acids. Gene Ontology annotation, cellular component: plasma membrane. Lineage: Eukaryota; Metazoa; Chordata; Actinopteri; Salmoniformes; Salmonidae. Gene Ontology annotation, molecular function: calcium ion binding. Gene Ontology annotation, biological process: homophilic cell-cell adhesion.
AGAGAGUUAGGGCUUUAUUACCUCGUCGUCCUAAAACGAACACUGUCGUACCCAACGAGACUUGGAAAGUGAUUUUGUUUGAAUAAAUAGUUGAGCCAAGCUCCAGCCAGUUUUUAGUGGAUUUUUGUUGUGUUAUUUAAAUUAGAAGGAUGGGUAUGAGAGGGUGGAAUUGGUGGGUGCUGGUGUGCACCUCGCUGGCUGUCCUGCCCGCUCUCACGGAGGGCAAGACGGUGAAGUAUGAGACAUUUGAGGAGGACGCCCCGACGACUGUCAUCGGAAACUUGGCCAAGGACAUUUCAAUCAGCCCCUCCUCGGGCUCCAAGACUAAUUUCAGGAUGAUGAAGCAGUUCAACUCGUCUUUUAUCCGUUUGAGGGAGAGCGACGGCCAGCUGACUAUCGGAGAGAGAAUUGACAGAGAGAGAAUUUGCAAACACACCCUUCACUGCCUCAUCGCAUUUGAUGUGGUCAGCUUCUCCAAAGAGCAGUUCAAACUCAUCCACGUCGAGGUGGAGGUCAAGGACAUCAACGACAAUUCCCCCGAGUUCCCCCGGAAAGAGUCGAGUUUGGAGAUCUCCGAAAACACAGCUGUGGGCACGCGGAUCCCGUUAGACUUCGCUGUGGAUGAGGACGUGGGUUUGAAUUACAUCCAGAGCUACCAGAUAUCCGUUAACAGUCACUUCACCAUAGAUGUGCUCAGCAGAGCCGACGGGGUUAAAUAUGCGGAGCUUGUGCUCAUGAAGGAGCUGGACCGUGAGACACAGGCUUCCUAUGCGCUCGAGCUGGUUGCUAUGGAUGGUGGCAACCCGUCCCGCACUGGAACGACUCGCAUCAACGUCAAGGUGAAAGACUACAAUGAUAACAGUCCGGUGUUCGACAGGAACAAUUUCUCAGUCGACCUCCCUGAGGACGCACCGGUAGGGUUUCUCUUACUGGACCUGAACGCAGAAGACCCGGAUGAGGGGCUGAAUGGGGAGGUGGUGUAUGGGUUCGGUAACCAGGUGCCAUCAGAGAUUCGACAACUUUUCAGAGUGGACCGCAAAACGGGACGCCUCACCCUUGAGAGCCCCAUUGACUUUGAAAGCAAAAAAACGUACGAAUUCGACGUCCAGGCGACUGACCUGGGUCCAAACCCGAGCCCGGCUAUCUGUAAGAUAGUGGUGCAGGUGCAGGACGUUAACGACAACGCGCCAGAGAUCUCCAUCACGCCUAUGACCUCCAUCACGGCGGGAAUCGCCUAUAUCACGGAGUCUGCGGCACGCGAGAGUUUUGUUGCUCUAGUCAGCACCUCGGACAGGGACUCUGGUGCUAACGGACAGGUGCACUGCACGCUCUACGGCCACGACCACUUCAGGUUGCAGCAGGCGUACGAGGACAGCUUCAUGAUCGUGAGCACAAGCCCGUUGGACCGGGAACAAAUCCCUGAGUAUAAUCUAACAGUGGUGGCAGAGGACUUGGGUUCCCCACCAUUCCGGACCAUCACCCAGUACACCAUCCGGUUAAUGGACGAGAAUGACAAUGCCCCUGUGUUCAGUAAGCCGGUGUAUGAAGUGGCUGUGGUGGAGAAUAACGCACCGGGUGCUUACAUCACUACGGUGGUCGCCAGGGACAUGGACUUGGGCCACAAUAGUAAGGUGAGCUACAAGCUCGCUGACGCCUAUGUCAUGGGCUCUCCGGUGUCCGCUUUUGUCUCACUGGACCCCGCGAGUGGCUCCCUUUAUGCACUCAGGAGCUUCAACUAUGAAGUCAUGAAACAGCUCGAGCUCCGCAUCACAGCCAGCGACGGUGGGUCCCCGCCCCUCACCGGAACCACGACCGUUAACAUUAGGAUAGUGGACCAAAACGACAACGCACCUGUCAUCAACCAGCCCGUGCUCAAUAAUGGGUCCGCAGAGGUUCUGCUGCCCCGGGAUGCGCCCUCAGGCUACGUCAUCACCCGGGUGGAGGCGCAAGAUGCUGAUGAGGGCUUGAAUGCAGAGCUGUCCUACAGACUUGCCUUUGGAGAGGCAUCCGUGUUCUCCGUUAACAAAGCCACCGGAGAGGUCUACCUCAACCGCGUGCUCAGUCACGGCGUGGACGAGACCCUGCACGUGACCGUCACGGUGAGUGACAACGGGAGACCUGCGCUCACCACCGCCGCCACGCUUCACUUCCUCAUCAUUGCGGGCGCCCCUCCGAGCGACAGGACCGUGUACCGGGCAGGCAGCAGGGAGGCCGGGGAGCACACACCGUGGGACCUGUCAGUGGUGAUUAUCAUCGUCCUCGCGGGGAGCUGCACGCUCCUGCUGUUAGCCAUCCUCCUCAUCGCCACCACCUGCAACCGGCGGAAACGGGACAAGACUGGAGAUGACACUGACUCGUACGGGGAGAAGGAGACUCUGGAAAGAGGCAAAAACAACGGCGACAACCCACUGCUGCCGCUCCACGGAGUCGUGGGAGGGUUUGAAGCCCACACCUUCUCGAGCCAGCCUGGUUUUGCCGGGGAACACACUGGUAGCAGUGACCUGUGCUCCGCCUCAGAAGAUGGGAGCGAGGCCCCGUGCGUCUACGAACCGGACAGCAAACCCAAGGGCUACUCCACUCUGCCCGGCUACGGAAACGGCUACAAUAAUGGUAAAGAAGUGGUCAGACCAAUCACCAUCUGGAAGGGCAACUCCUACACCACCAUCUCCGCAAGAGACCCCGCAUUCAGCGGGAAGGACAGCGGGAAAGGCGACAGUGACUUUAACGACAGCGAUAGUGACAUCAGUGGCACCGACCUGAAGAAGGAGGGAGCACUGGUACCCCCCAUGGGUGGCCAGAAUGGUCUAUGGGCGUGUACCAGUGAGUGUAAGAUUCUGGGUCAUUCUGACCGCUGCUGGAGCCCUUCCACUGUCCACGCUAACACCGGUCCCUCGCCCGUCCCCACCCCUACCGGCCAGACUCUCUCCUCCUUCAACAGUCUCUCCAAGACGGCCUCGCUGCCCCGAGACUCGCUCCGGCGGGACAAUUAUUACCAGGCGCACAUCCCCAAAACGACCGGCCUGCAGAGUGUGUAUGAGAAGGUUCUGCAUAGAGAAUAUGACUAUGUCCUGGUCACUCCUCCCAUACCCAUGAGAGUUCAGGAGAUGAGUGAAAUCACUAUCCCAGUCUACGGUCCGACCACCACACGGUGUCCCAGCAAUGAAGUCUAAAGAAGAACCUAAAUAACAGCAUUCAACAAUGUGUUUCAUUUCGUUUAUAAAACCAUGACAAUGAGAAUUACAUGUUGCUUACAAAUGUAGGAGAUUAUUUGUCAUGCAAAUGAGUUUGUAUAUCCUAAAGAAUAUUUGUGUAUUUUGAAUUUUUAAGUGUUUCAAUGUAAAAGUCACAUUUGGACUCUGUAUCCAAUCACUGUUAUGACUUUGUUGGACAUAUACUGUGUAACUUAUGCAAGGAUUUGUACAUAAAGAGAGUUUAUUUUUUUAUAAAAAUCAUAAUUAAACACCGACGAUGUGUACAUAUGAAUUGUAAUUAUACUGAUUCUAAGGCAUGCCUACUAUUCAAAUGGCCCAGAAACCACGGUUCUGAUGCCGGAGACCCAAUGUAUCAAGUUGAUAACUAUGUAUGAAUUUAUUUAAAUACAAUGAUGUAAUAAUUGUUUCGAUUUUCUAUCACCAUAUUCGAAAGAAAAUAAACGU